CUCUGGCAGGCAGCCACUCGCCGAGACGGCAUUUCCGGGCAUGCAAUAAGUAUGCCAGUGGUUCGACCACAGAGUUCAGAUUGACACGCAGCCAAUAGCAGCAAGUUUGCAGGACUUUCCUCCUGCCAUUGACUAAUAGUAUCAGCUGAUCAGCGCGCACCUUCCUCUCUGUACUGCUUUUCCAGUUCGUUUCAGACCUCAAGGGAUUAUUCCGCUUUCUGUCCAACAACAGAUCACAUCACGCAAUCAAUACACAGAAAUACUGAUAAGGCCAAUAGGUACGCCUGAAUUUGGCGUUCAGAUUGUCGGAUAUGGCGACCAUGAUGACUACCAACAAGUUCUCCAUACACUCGAUCUUAGGCGAUAGUGUCAAUCCAGGAUUGACGCACGUCAACGGUUGCAACCCCGUCGUUCCUCAGACUGCUCUCACGUCGGCAGUGGCCCAGGAGGCAGCACUCCGCGCUGCGUUCUGCAACGGCUACACCACGAACAUGAUGCCCUGCUCUACAGCUGCUAAUAACACCACGCCAGCAGCAGCACCAAUUCCAGCGCCACAUCUUCCUCAGGCACAGCAAGCAGCAGCAGCGCCACCGCCGACCAAUGGGAUGAACUUGGCACUGGCACAAGGGCCGAACCAGUUCACCCCGGCUGUCACUGGUGCGACCAUCCUCCGACCACCAGGCAAUUCACCCAUCACAUGGCAACCUUUGGCUUUCUACCAGGACACGAGAUGGACGUUACCCCAGCAGACCACUAGCAGCACUGAAGGGAUCAUGCACCCGACGACACCCGCUGCCAUGCAGCCCAGCUAUCAAACCACGGCCGCCGCCUCCUGCAACGUCGGCUGCUAUGGAUACGACAACACGAGCGCGGCGGGCAUGGGGAUGGGCCUGAAUCCGGCGGCUGCGGCUGCAGCACAGCGUCCGCACGUCUAUGGUCUGGGCCAACUGAAGCUGAAGAAAAAGAAGACUAGAACGGUGUUUACACGUUCCCAGAUCGAUCAGCUGGAACUGACGUUCAACCAGAAGCGCUACCUGUCCUCCAACGAUCGCCUUCAGCUAGCAUUAUCACUGAAGAUGACCGAGACUCAGGUGAAAGUCUGGUUUCAGAACAGACGAAACAAGUGGAAGCGCGAAAUAGCCACCACCUCCGGACAGCGUCCCGGCUCGGCUGAGAGCCAGAGUGCGGACAGCUGCAUGGAGAAAUCCUCCACCACGUCACAGUCAGGGGCCAACGAUAUGACGGAAGACACGGAAGAGUGGGAGGAGUGCGACGGACCUCUCUCGUCCGGGGAGCAGUUUGAAGACGGUGGUUUCCCUUCAGCGGGCAAUGGUGGCAACGGGGUAGCCGUAGCUGCUCCUGCAAGCUCUACUAACCAGCUAAAUCAGCAACAAACACUGUCUCAACCACAGCAGCAGCAGCAGCACUUGACAAGCUGGCGCACGUCAUAGGAUAUCAGCAGUCAGCAGAGAGACUGAUGUUAUCCUGACCUCUGCCCUGUUACCAGGCGAGAACAGAGAGCACCCCCACCCCCACUCUCUCCAGCUGCGUUUUCACACUUGUCAAGGUUAUCUCCGUCUUGAAGCUCGCCUCCAAAGCCCUAUUCUAACGUGCAUCAUCGUUUACGAGCAAUCUACUCGUCUCUCCGAGAAAGGUUUUUACAGCAGCGUGUGUUGGCCAGCACCACCGCUAUCUAUGGGACAGUCAAAACAGUGACCACGUUUGACUGCUCAGAAUAAUGGAUGCACCCGAUUUCAACAGCAAAAUGAGCAGGAAGCACACAGCUCAGAAUGGCUAGGUGCCAGUGAUUCCCUUCACGUUUCGCCAUUUCAACAUCACAACUUCACGUUGCCAGCCAGUCAUAUCCUGGACACUAAGGAGUAACUCCCGAAAUGCGUACAUUAUACUAGCAACCAUGAGCGAACAGUACACAAGCACUGUAUGUGCAUCACGCACUGCAAUUGCAGCGAUUACAGACCAUCAAGCCAAUCUGAAACUCUGAAGAACUCCACAGAUUAUGAUACAUGUACAAUAUUUUCACCUACUAAUAAAUCUCUGCAAGUUCGUUUACUGUGUUUGUUGAUCUUGAUCGAAUGAUGGCUGCUGAUAUUGCCUGCACUCGUUGGAGAUUAUGGACAUGUAGCAAUUGCUUCCAAGUUGAAUUAACAAUUCACAUCACCCUCACACAAAGCAAUUCACACGAAUUUCCCAUAAUAUAGCAUGUUGUCACUUGUUAUUUCCACUACUUAGGCAGCGUUGAUUCGCAAGACGUGAUAAGCUGGGCAUUUUUCGCCAUAAAAUAAUUAUUUUCACGAAUUUCACUCUUCAUUUUAGGAAAGUAUCGUCUCUGGCGUGGGCUGUGCCCACCCAGGGAGAUAGUAACUGGCACAUCAAACCAACACCUAUCA
Sycon ciliatum is the source of this 2408-nucleotide messenger RNA. RefSeq names its product homeobox protein notochord-like. Gene Ontology annotation, biological process: regulation of transcription by RNA polymerase II; cell differentiation. The record is from RefSeq and is a predicted model, not a curated record. The transcript has 2 exons. The coding region runs from base 312 to 1451 and encodes 379 amino acids. Gene Ontology annotation, cellular component: nucleus. Gene Ontology annotation, molecular function: RNA polymerase II cis-regulatory region sequence-specific DNA binding; DNA-binding transcription factor activity, RNA polymerase II-specific. Lineage: Eukaryota; Metazoa; Porifera; Calcarea; Leucosolenida; Sycettidae.